Molecule: messenger RNA, 1643 nt
Organism: Beta vulgaris subsp. vulgaris (sugar beet)
Lineage: Eukaryota; Viridiplantae; Streptophyta; Magnoliopsida; Caryophyllales; Amaranthaceae
Product: protein FAR1-RELATED SEQUENCE 6-like
Exons: 5
Coding region: 113-1465 (450 amino acids)
Biological process (GO): regulation of DNA-templated transcription
Molecular function (GO): zinc ion binding
Source: RefSeq, a predicted model, not a curated record
CAUAUAUGAUAGCUUAGAUCCUUCUGAAUUUGAGGAGAAUUGGAACAAUGUAAUUGCAAAGUAUGAUCUUGUUGACAAUGGUUGGCUUGGAGGUUUAUAUCGGGAAAGAGAAAUGUGGGUUCCUGCAUACAUGAGACACAUGUUUUGGGCGGGAAUGAAGACUACACAAAGAGUAGAGAGUAUAAACAGCUUCUUUGACGGGUAUGUGAACAAACACACUCGGUUGUAUGAGUUUGCGGAGAGGUAUUGUGAAGCAAUGGAGGUUCGCGCAAAUGACGAGAAGGAGAACGACGCAAAUUUAGCCAGGUAUGUGAGGACACUUGAAACUGAUUUUUCUGUUGAAGCUAUAUACCAGAAGAUAUACACUGACAAUAAAUUUAAGGAGGUUCAAAGAGAGUGCACUAGGUCCUUAUAUUUGAAUGUGCAGGGAAAGAAUGUAGUUUCAGAUAAUGUUUUGGAACAUUAUGUUCAAGAUAGGGUGUGGGUAAGAUGUAAAGACACAAGAAAAGAGAUUGUUUCCAAAAAAAAGAGGAUGUACGAGGUUACGUUUGACUCUAGUACAAAGGAUGUAAGUUGUGCAUGCAAGUUAUUUGAGUGCAAUGGAAUCAUGUGUCGUCACAUGAUAUUUGUAUAUGAGAUUCAUGACCAGUUAGAGGUCCAAGAAAAAUAUAUUUUGAGGCGGUGGAGAAAAGAUGUUCAUAGAAAACAUACGAGGGUUAAGGUGGCUUAUCACGACCCUUCGAAAACAGAUGAGGUUCGUAGAUAUGAUUAUAUUUUUGACAAAUUUGUUCCAAUUUGUGAGAAGGCUUCACAGUUUGAGGAGAAUAUUGUUGUUGUAGUAGAAAUGUUUGACCUCAUGAACUUGCGGGUUGAGGAGACAAGUGCCAUGGUAAUGAGGCGGAUGCUUGAAGGGGAUAUAGAUAUGACUCCCAAUUCUGUGGUUAAGCAGAAGAAUAACGAGUUUGGUCCUCCAUGUGUGGGUCAAAAUGGGAAGAAGAAGAAGGGGAAAGUUGCUGUGGAUGCACCAUUGCAUAAUGUGAAAGAUCCACCUUGCAAGAAGGUUGCACAUCGAACUCGAGGUAUGCGGUAUGUAUCUGUUGCAGAAGAAGCGAAGAGAAAGAUAGCUUCGAAAUCUAAGGCAAGCAAGUCGAGGGCGGCCAAGAGACCUAGGAGGAAGAAGGUUGAUUUGAAUGUCGCAGUUGCUACACCGAGGUGUAAGGAGCUGAACUUGAAUGGUGUAGGCGAAGGAGAAUGUUCAGGAAUGACGGCUACACCAAGUGCGGGGCCACAGGAGAUAAAUAUGGAGGAUCCAGAUUUUCCUAUCUCCGUUGGAGGUAUUGAGUUGGUUGAUGGAGAUGGUUCUAUAGGAUAUUUUACACGAUUGUUAGGUAGUCGCGAUGGUGAAACAAGUAGAUCGUACGUUGGUUCGAAUGAUAUGCUUCAGUUGAGCAUUGGAAGAAUGUGAAGAAAUGUGGUUUGAAGUUACGUAAAAUUUAUGGAUGACAAAAAGCUGUGGUAAUGUGGUCACUAAAAUGUGGUUAUAUUUGUAAUGUUAAUUUUUGGCAUCAAAUAGAAUUAUGUUUUGUUAUAUAGCUUGCUUAGAAGUGACAACAUUGAAUAUUAUGUGAUACUUUCAUUCACUA